CAAGUGUUGCGUCUGUAUUUGUUGCUUCAUUCAUAAUACAUGUAAACACAUGCAAAUGGCUGCUUACAGCAAUAUUCAUCCAAUGAAAGAGUAAAAUUCUUCAUAUUUCUAAACAUGUUUUGGGCCACACACGUGUUUAAUUGUGUCAUCAUGAUAGACAUCACUGGAUUAAUUUUGCCAUGCAGAAUAUAAGCUACACGAUGUCAUUAGAGGACCUGUGACAUUCAGUCGAAACAUCUGUGUCUUUUAUUAGACAGUAUGUAAAACCAGAGGCACUAAAAGUGGGAUUCAAACCCACGACCUCACAUCCUGUAAUGCAGCUACAGAAGCAGAUCCUGUGUCUGCUGUGCUGCAGUGACAGCACACCUAGAAAAACAGCCUUACCAUUUAGCUACUACUCAUCUGGCUUGGCUCCUCUACAGCUAAAGUGGUGGUGUGCAAGAUGAUGGAGCCCCUGCCAAUAAUAAAGCAUUAGGAUAUUGAACUAAACUGAUAAAACUGUCAAUCACACAGAGGCUCCAGUAACUGUGAAUGUGCAUGGUAGAUUUAUUCUCCCUAUUGUUUUCUUUUUUCCUUUCCACUAUUUUCCUUAUCUGUGUGCUUUGUACACGAUUACUUCACAUAGCAUGCCAAUGAAGUAAAGUAGAAAAGACCGAAAUCACCUCAAUCAAAAAAUAACACCUUUUAUGUGCAAGAAUGCAGUGGAUUUAAAGCAAUGUUAUCCUAUUUUCAUGUUUUUUUUACUUUAACAUUCAUACUUGACUUUUUGUGGCAUAUAAGCUUUUAAAUAGCAAAGGGAGGGUUUAUCUCUGUGGUGUACAAGGUGAAUUAUAGCUGCUAAUCAUAAAUUAAUAUAUUUUUAUGGGUUAUUUAAAAAAUGUCAUGCAUAUAAUUUUCCUACUUUCUAUGAGGUUUCUCUUAAUAAUAUAAAGCAAACUGGAUUCUGCAGGGGGAAAAAAGUUGAUUACCAUCGACGGUUUCAUCCUCCACUCUAAUGGUGUUUUUGAAAAGACUGAUUGCAAAAGAUGAACAGCCAGAGGCAACCCCCCUCCUCCUCCUCACCCCCUCCUCCUCCUCACCCCCUCCUUCCUCAUCCGUCCAUCCACGCUUCCUUUCCUCUGCUGCUGGAUGCUGCGUUAGGAGCGCACGCAGGACUGUACCGGGGCUUCCCUUCUGUCUGAUGGAGACGGGCUGAGGAGGGACCAGGUCCGGCCGGCGGAGACCACCUCGAGGAUCCUGCAAGAGGGACUCCGCUCCUGCUGCUGCUGCUGCUGCUGUGAAGAGCCGGGGGAGCGGACACGAAACAGGGGAGCGAGAGAAGAGACACGGGAGAUCCUCCAUCAACCGAAGGUCUCCUGCAUCUCUUCCAGGACGUGUCGCGCUGAUUGUGUUUAACAUGCACAAUCCCAAGAGUGUGUAGUGUCAAGGGGAGUGUUUUGUGUGAGUGUGUGAGAGGAUACUUUAAUCGCAGAGAUGGGCUCGGUGGGAGCGGAGCGCCGCAGGCCCACUCCGGCCCAGACGCCCGAGGAGAGAGACAUUUGGAGGGAUGGAGGAAGAGCUGGAUGGAGGGAUGCAGGGAGGGAGGGCUGGAGAGAGGGAAGAGAGAGUGGCGUGGUGCAGAGCUACAGCUUCGACUCCUACCAGCUGGAGGAGGAGGAAAUCGGUAAAGAUGCCCCGGAGCGAGGAGUGCUGGCUCUGUCCGAGCCCGACUUUGAGGAGCCGAUCCCUGAUGACCGUUACCAUGGCAUCUACUUUGCUAUGCUAUUGGCUGGAGUGGGUUUCCUGCUUCCCUACAACAGCUUCAUCACUGAUGUGGACUACCUGCACCACAAGUUUGAAGGGACGUCCAUAGUGUUUGACAUGAGUCUGACCUACAUCCUGGUGGCUCUGUUGGCCGUCAUCCUCAACAACGUGCUGGUGGAGAGACUCAGCAUGCACACCAGGAUCACUGUGGGUUACAUCUUAGCUCUCGGGCCACUGAUCUUUGUCAGCGUGUUUGAUGUGUGGCUGGCAAAGUUUACCACCAGGCAGGCUUACAUCGUCAACCUCGUGUCAGUGGGAGUGGUGGCCUUUGGAUGUACAGUGCAGCAGUCCAGUUUCUAUGGUUACAUGGGGAUGCUGCCCAAGAGGUACACGCAGGGGGUGAUGACAGGAGAGAGUACAGCAGGAGUGAUCAUCUCCCUGUCUCGCAUCUUCACCAAGCUGCUGAUCUCAGACGAGAGGAGGAACACGCUUAUCUUCUUCCUCGUCUCCAUCAGCAUGGAGAUGCUCUGCUUCCUGCUUCACCUGCUGGUCCGCCGCUCCCGAUACGUCCGUUACUACACCAACCACGCCCAGGGCAAAGGCCCGGGCAAAGGUCAUGACCCGCGUGACAGCGGGACGGGAUACCGGGUUCACCAUGAUGUCACCGCAGAGGAAGUAAGAUUUGGAAAUAGUGGAACAGGACCGUCUACUACAGAGGAAGGCAUUGAGGACAUUGUUGGUGGGAUGUACGUGCGAUUUGACGCCCCUACAGCCAAGAUAAGGAAGAGCUGGCCCGGUGUCCGCGACAUGAUCUUGCAUCGUUACGUGGUGUCCCGUGUGAUCUGGGCCUACAUGUUGUCUAUAGCGGUGACCUACAGCAUCACUCUGUGUCUGUUCCCCGGCCUGGAGUCAGAGAUACGAAACCCAACCUUGGGGGAAUGGCUCCCCAUCCUCAUCAUGGCCACCUUCAACAUGUCUGACUUUGUUGGCAAGAUCCUGGCAGCGCUGCCGUACGACUGGUCUGGAGGCCGCCUGCUCUUCUUCUCCUGCCUGAGGGUGGUUUUCAUCCCUCUGUUCGUCAUGUGUGUGUACCCUGCGAACGCACCCACCCUGUCCCACCCUGCCUGGCCCUGUCUCUUCUCCCUCCUCAUGGGAGUCACCAAUGGCUACUUCGGUUCUGUGCCGAUGAUCCAGGCUGCUGGCAAAGUGCCGCCCGAACAGAGGGAGCUGGCAGGGAACACCAUGACAGUCUCCUAUAUGACGGGCCUUAUGGUGGGCUCCGCUGUGGCGUACGCAGCUUACAGCUUCACCGUUCCUGAAUCAGGAACACGCAUCUCCACACUCAACUUACACCCACCUGCAAACGCUACCGGGUAUUGAAUGUCCACACACCUGAAUAAAACACACACACACA
Molecule: messenger RNA, 3157 nt
Organism: Micropterus salmoides (largemouth bass)
Lineage: Eukaryota; Metazoa; Chordata; Actinopteri; Centrarchiformes; Centrarchidae
Gene: slc29a4
Product: solute carrier family 29 member 4
Exons: 11
Coding region: 1474-3123 (549 amino acids)
Biological process (GO): nucleoside transmembrane transport
Cellular component (GO): plasma membrane
Molecular function (GO): nucleoside transmembrane transporter activity; monoamine transmembrane transporter activity
Source: RefSeq, a predicted model, not a curated record